Molecule: messenger RNA, 1344 nt
Organism: Chelmon rostratus (copperband butterflyfish)
Lineage: Eukaryota; Metazoa; Chordata; Actinopteri; Chaetodontiformes; Chaetodontidae
Gene: gpr101
Product: G protein-coupled receptor 101
Exons: 1
Coding region: 1-1344 (447 amino acids)
Biological process (GO): G protein-coupled receptor signaling pathway
Cellular component (GO): membrane
Molecular function (GO): G protein-coupled receptor activity
Source: RefSeq, a predicted model, not a curated record
AUGCCAAGCUCUCAGGCGCCCAGCGUGGGCACGAAUUUCACCAAUGUUCCCUGGGAGCCUGGUUUCUCCAGUCGAGACCCGGCCUGGUCCUCCACCGCCAACAGCGUGGCGAAGAUGGUGCUCAUAUCUCUCAUCGUGUGUGUGUCCCUGUUCGGGAAUGUGGUGGUUCUGCUGGUGUUCCAGAGGAAGCCUCAGCUCCUCCACGUGGCCAACCGCUUCGUCCUCAACCUCCUCUUGGCGGACCUGCUCCAGACCAUAUUAGUCAUGCCCUUUGCCAUCGCAGCCACCGUGCCAGGUGUGUGGCCCCUGGAUGCCCGGUUGUGCCAGGCUCUGGUGGUGCUUAUGCACCUUUUUGCAUUUGCUGGGGUCAACACCAUUAUAGUUGUCUCUGUGGAUCGCUACCUGGCCAUCAUCCACCCUCUGUCCUAUCCCACCCGUAUGACCCCUCACCUGGGCACCAACCUGAUCAUCUGCACCUGGGUGCUCAGUUUCCUACAGAGCACGCCGCCCCUUUACGGCUGGGGCGCCAUUGACUUUGACCGCCAUCACAACGUGUGCUCAGUGGUGUGGUCCUCCAGCCUCUCCUACUCCGCUGUGGUGUCCACCUUCUCCUUCUGGCUGCCUGUGCUCAUCAUGCUCGGAUGUUACUGGAUGGUGUUCAGAGCAGCUCGGAGGCAAAAUGCACUCGUGCACCCGAUACAGACACAAUCCUACUCCCAGCCCUGCCCGCAGGACUUCCAGGGACCUAGCAGUCCACAACGGCAGCCUCAGCCCCAGCCCCAGCAGGCCAGUUCACCUGAAGGCCCCUACUCAGCCAGGGGGUACCCUGUUCGAGUCAGGCACAGACGCUUCCACUACCACUGCAAGGCAGCUCGUGUAGUUUUCGUGAUCAUGGCUUCUUACAUCCUCAGCAUGGGGCCUUACAGCAUACUAAAUACCAUAUCUAUGAGUGCCAGAGCAGCUGUACCCCCCUGGCUGUCCUCCCUCGCCCUCGUGCUCUUCUUUUUGCAGUGUUGCCUCCACCCGUACAUUUACGGUUACAUGCACCGCAGCGUGAGGAAGGAGUUCCUAGCAUUGCUCUGCGGGCUGUUCUGCAAACAGGGCCGUCCCAGCCAGAGCUCCGCCGUGGAGAGCUGCUUCACCACCACAGAGGGACGUUUCGCCGCCCACUCCCACCUGCCCAGCCUGACCGCUCGGGUCUUCCCUCUGCGGACUUGGGAAGAGUGCACAACAUCCUCCUCGCCCACUUGCGAGAGGAAGUCGAGGGACAGCCGUAAAGAGACCACCUCCACCAGCGUCAGCUCUGAGAGGGAGCUCACAGUCCACAGCAAACGAAGCACAUAA